This is a messenger RNA of Antechinus flavipes (yellow-footed antechinus), 5182 nucleotides long. RefSeq names its product ZFP91 zinc finger protein, atypical E3 ubiquitin ligase (gene ZFP91). The transcript has 11 exons. NCBI's taxonomy places the organism in Eukaryota, Metazoa, Chordata, Mammalia, Dasyuromorphia, Dasyuridae. Gene Ontology annotation, cellular component: nucleus. The coding region runs from base 62 to 1825 and encodes 587 amino acids. Gene Ontology annotation, molecular function: transcription coregulator activity. The record is from RefSeq and is a predicted model, not a curated record. Gene Ontology annotation, biological process: regulation of transcription by RNA polymerase II.
GCAGCGGCGCGGCCGGCUCCGCCGCCUGAGGAGAGCCGCAGGCGGGGACGGGCGAGCCCCGAUGCCGGGGGGGACGGAGGAGCCGCGACCCUCGGAGCAGCAGCAGCCGGAGCUCGAGCCCGAGCCUGAGCAACCGGAGCAGGAAGGGGCGGAGGCGGCAGCGGCCGAGGCGGCCCCGGAGCAAGAGCAGCAGCAGGAGCAGCAGCAGUCGCCGCCACCCUCGGCGGCGGCCGGUGGGUCCACCGGCAGCCGGGUACUGAGGGGAGGACGCGAGCGGGGCCGGGCCGCAGCUGCCGCCGCGGCUGCAGCCGCGGCGUCCCGCCGGAGAAAGGCUGAGUAUCCCCGGCGGCGGAGGAGCAGCCCCAGCGCCCGGACGGGGGACUCCGCGGAAGCGCGGCAGGAGUCCUCGGCAGCGGAGCCGGCCCCGGCCAAGAAGAGCUCCCGACUCUCAUAUACAGAAAAAGUAGUGACAUCCAGUAAAGAUCCCAAGGAGGAGAAGGAGGAGGAAGACAACUCUACACUUGCUCAGGAAGCUUCUAUUGCUGCUUCUCGACCCAGCCGGGGCUGGCGCAGCAGCAGCAGGACCGCUGCCUCUCGCCAGUGUGACACAGAGAACACGAGAAGUUCGAGGUCCAAGACUGGCUCCUUGCAGCUGAUUUGUAAAUCAGAACCCAAUACAGAACAACUUGAAUACGACAUCACAGAAGAACAUCAGUCUCCUGGUGGAGUAAGUGAUGAAGAGGAGGAGGAGGAAGAGGAGAUGUUGAUCAGCGAAGAGGAAAUACCCUUCAAAGACGACCCAAGAGAUGAGACCUACAAACCCCACUUAGAAAGGGAAGCCCCAAAGCCACGGAGAAAAUCAGGGAAGGUGAAAGAAGAGAAAGAAAAGAAAGAAAUUAAAGUGGAAGUGGAGGUGGAGGUCAAAGAAGAAGAAAAUGAAAUUAGGGAAGAUGAGGAGCCUCCUAGGAAGAGAGGAAGGAGGCGAAAAGAUGACAAAAGUCCACGAUUACCCAAAAGGAGGAAGAAACCUCCAAUCCAGUACGUGCGUUGUGAGAUGGAAGGAUGUGGAACUGUUCUUGCUCACCCUCGGUAUCUGCAACACCACAUUAAAUACCAGCAUAUGCUGAAGAAGAAAUAUGUAUGCCCUCAUCCUUCCUGUGGACGACUCUUUAGGCUCCAGAAGCAGCUGCUGCGACAUGCCAAACAUCACACAGAUCAAAGGGAUUACAUUUGUGAAUACUGUGCCCGGGCCUUCAAGAGCUCCCACAAUUUGGCAGUUCACCGGAUGAUCCACACUGGCGAGAAACCAUUACAGUGUGAGAUCUGUGGAUUCACCUGUAGGCAGAAGGCUUCCCUUAACUGGCACAUGAAGAAGCAUGAUGCAGAUUCCUUCUACCAGUUUUCUUGCAAUAUUUGUGGCAAGAAGUUUGAGAAGAAGGACAGCGUGGUGGCCCACAAAGCAAAGAGCCACCCGGAGGUGCUGAUUGCUGAAGCUCUGGCGGCCAAUGCCGGAGCCCUGAUCACCAGCACAGAUAUCCUGGGCGCUACCCCAGAGUCCCUGGCACAGCCUACUGAUGCUCAGGGCCUUCCCCUUCUUCCAGAGCCCUUGGGGAACUCGGCACCUGCAGAGUGCCUCCUGCUUGAUUCAGAAGGGAUGCCCAAGGCAUUCUGCAGCGGGGCAGAGCGGGUGAGCCUGAUGGCGGAUGGGAAGAUCUUUGUGGGAAGCGGCAGCAGCGGAGGCACCGAAGGGCUCGUCAUGAACACGGAGAUUCUCGGGGCCACAACAGAGGUUCUGAUCGAAGACUCAGAUUCGACUGGACCGUAGGGGGCAUUGGGACAAUUCAGACUUUGUAUUUUAAAAAAGGAAAAAAAAAAUGGAAAAAAAUUACAAAGUUAAAACAGAUUUAAAAUACUAGUAAAAGUAAUUGAAGGGCCUGCUCCUCCCAGUGUGGAACAUAGCACACCCCCUUUCCCUCCCUCCCUCUUUCCGCCAUUGGCCCUUUUAUGAAAGUAAUGCUGCUUUCACCAGUGAUACACAGAAGAAACUCACAGCAAAGUGAGGGCAGUCCUCACAUCCACUUCAAGCCAGACAGACUUCCUGACCUUGGGCAGACCUCCUCCCUGCCUUUCCCUUUCCCAGACUCUCAUUUUGAUGUGCUUGGCUUCUUACUCUUGUAACCAGUCCCUGUCUCUCAAUCUUAUCUCCUCUAGGGCAGCCCCACCAUUCUUUGUUCCCUGUUGCAGCAAUCAGCCUCACGUUGUUGUAUUCCCCUGGAUUCGGAGCUUCCCUUGGCACUUUAGGCCCCUCCUCAGGGUGAGCUGUCUGACAGCUCACACCCUUCCUCCCCAUCUCCUUCCCUCUCCCACUGAGCUUCUGAAAGAAAGGCUGCAUGGGGACCUCCACCACCCCCCUUUCUAGUCAGCCCCUCCCAGGGUUCUUAGUGGUGCUCACUUGCUUAGCAGCAGGUUUUCUGGAGAGGGAAGGGUCUGCCCUCUAUUCUCUGACUGGAAAACAGAGCUCUAUGUUGGAGAGACACAAGAGUCCCAGACUGAUGACAGAAAUUUGCACUUUGAACGUGUGUUUUUGUGUUGUGGAAACACAAUUCCUUAUUUAUUGACAAAAGGUCUGAUUUUUUUUGUUAUUUUUUUUUUGUGUGUGUGUGGGGCUAGGAAAGUGAACUAUUCUGACAAGGGAUCCUUCCCACAAUAGGUACUUUUGGAGGCAAGACUGUAAGGUAUAAGAAAUAUAGCCAGCCCCCCAAAUCAUAGUUUUCUAAUGGCCUCUAAGGAGAGUCAGUCUUCAGCACUAAGAGAAUCACUACAGUAACCUAGUGAUCAUUUGAAAAAUCUUUUCGGGGAAGGGUGAAAGGCUUGAUGAGAAUUAGUGCCCUCGUUGGAUUUCUAGAGCAGUGAGCUGUUACUGAGAGAAAAAAAGGAAAAGGGCUGUUUCAGGGUAUGAACUGCAAAAACAAGUUCCUCUUGUAUAUCUGCCUUUUUCCCCUUAGACCUUCUAAGGUCAUUUAUUCCCAUCUAUGGCUGUGCUAAUCAUUGCUUUGUCUGCUUCAUUCCAAUGCCCUCUUCCAACACUUCAGCUUGAAGGGGAAAAGCACUGCAUCAAGUGAUUAGAUUCCAUGAAAAAUUCUCAGCUCUGAGGGUUUUUGCCCUGUCUGCAAGAGAGUGAGGCUACAAUAGACUAGGGAUACAGUCAACUUAUCUUUCAUUUUGAACUGGAAUCUAGGGGGAAGGAGGGACGCGAGAAGGGUCUCCACCAUCCCUUAUUACAAAUUGUGUAUCCUAAGUAUUACUGUCCAGGGGUUUGCUGCUUUAUGGAAUAGCGUCUGGCAUCUAAAUUUAGCCUUCUAAAGACUGCCUGUCUGGUCUCAUUGUUAGAGCAUCCAAAGGACAGUAGUCCUUGAAAAAGGCUUUAUUGUGUCCCUCAAGUGUUAGGGCAGGAAGGCUUGCUCUAUCCCUUGUGAGAAAUGGGUGGUAACUAUUAAGAGGGAAAGAAGGCUUGUUGGAAAAGGUGAGGAACAGCUGUUUUUUUCAUGAACACUAAAAGUACAAAGGUUAUCAUUUUCUAUCUUGAUUUUUCUUUUUUCUUCUUCCUCCUCCCUCCUUCCCUCCCUCAAUUCCUCUGAAGAAAAGGGUGACACCAAAAUGUCAUCUUUGAAAGAAGCUUGACUUGACCACUUGUUGGGGAUAGGCCUGCCAGGACAACAGGGAGUGGAGCUCCCACAAUGGACAGUCUCAAAUGCCCCUUUGUUUCCCAGAUCUGCGGGCCCCUUGCUGUGGGGGUAGAGAGUAAAAGGGGAAAAGGACAGGGCCUGAUGUGGAAUAUGCUUCCCUUCAAGUCCUAGCGGGUGGCUGGUUGACUUGGUAUGCUGGGAACGUUUGAAAAGCCCACAAAACCUGAUCAAAUGGGGCCCCCCACGGAAAGGCCCGGCUCUAUUGGCCACGCCAGCGCGCAUCCAUUCCACCCCUCCUCCGUUGGCUAGCCCUUUGCUUUUUUUCGAUGUUUCAGUUGUAGUGGUUAGCGCGUUCACCAAUACCACUGCCCCCACCCCCCUCCCUCCCAGGAGAAGCAAACUCCACACAUAGCUUGUCUAAGGAGAGGGUGAGAGCUGUGUCCGAUUCCCCUCCCACUCCCGUCAACUGACUAGUUCUAACACUUAGAAACUUCCUACUUCUCUCAUUCCUUGUCCUCUUCUCUGCCACCACUCGCAUGCAUGCAGUUUGCUUCAAUUAAAUUAUUGUAGUAGUUUGCAAUAAACACUUUGUAUUUUUCAUGGGCUUUAUUUUAUUUUUCCUUUUGGGAACAUUUGGGGAAAAGAAAAUAAUAUGGAAUUGGGAGUUGAUUUCCUGCUCUCCUUUUAGGUAAACUAAGAUCUUCCAUCCUUCCCCUUUGUGUUUUCUUCAUCAUCCCUCUCUCCUUUCCUUAAAGUUGACUUUAAGUGCACUUCCAAGGAGCCUUACAUACACAUCUCCUAUCCCUGGUCCAGAAACAGUCCAAUCCUGUUAUAUUUAAAUUGUGUCUAUUUUUAGCUAUAUGUUCUCCUCUUGAAUGGACACCUGUCACAACGCACUGUACCUCAAAAGUAGAUGACUGGUUGACAUGAAGCUGCAAGUUGAGCAGGGAGCUGUAUUUUCUCCUUGUUAAGAGGGACAUCUUGUAAUCAUUUUUGCAUGAUUGAGACACCAUCUUAAAAUGGGGUUCAGGUAGAGAUUUGGAUGUGAUAACUGGCCACGAGGAACUGGGCUUUCAGGGUGUGAUGCAGCUUCCAUAUGGAAAUACCUGUACCAGUUCCAUGCCUGCAUGGGGCAAAGAACAGAAGGGACACAAUCGGCUCUUAGGCGUUUGAUGAACCAUCUUUCCCCUUCUCCUUCUUUGUCCUCUUCCCUCCUCCCAGAUGUAGUAUUCAAGGAAAAAAGAAGUAAUGGAUCAAUUUAAAAUAUUUUAUUUCUCAAAGACCUCUCUUUCUGCCUGUUGAAAUAUGCAGGACCCUUCUUUAUUGAAUGGGAGAGACAGGUACUUAACUGAACCUAGGUUGGAAAAGUUAUGUAAAAAAAAAUUAUAAUAAAAGGGAUACUCUGCUUUUCAACUCCUGUUGUUUUCUCUUAAUCUAGGUAAAACAUAAUGAAAAUAAAUGUAUAAAGAAGAAAAAUAAAAGUUGUCUUCAUGGAA